AUGCUGUAUCUACCCGAUUGGUGGGUAUUUUUACUGCUGGCAAAUACCAGUAACAAAAAUGAUACCAGGAAAGUUUUCGAGAAGAUUGGUGGUUCCCACAAAGGUUUAGUCCCAGAAAAUUGUAAAUAUGAGCAUGCACUCGUAGCCGGCGAUAAGAUUUGGGUUUUUGGAAGGAGACACGAGGAUCAAAAGACAUUCAAUUGGGGUCAUUAUGUAGCAUACGUUGGAACUUACGCAAUUGCUUUUAACACAGCCGAAAACAAAUGGGAAGACGCUAAGCCUUUCCCCGCCAUAUCAAACGAAGAGAAUCUUGAUGAAAAGCUCUUCGUUCACAAUGGAACUCCCCACAUGCUGCUCUAUGCUGCAUUUGGUAGUAUUUCGCUGAAAUCUCUUUACAAAUGGAACGUGCAAAGUUUCGAUCCCAUUUCUGGCUGGAAAAAGGCCAACGUCCAUCUGGAGAUUGCUGAUAGUCAGGACGAUAACACAAAAUAUAUAGUAACUAAGAUGGGUCGAAUGAGAGUGGCCCGUUUGACUUUCGCUGGCGAUGGCGCCAAAGCUGAACAUCUUUUCGACAUACCAAUAGAUGAUAGAGAACGUAGAUUCCUGGGAAGGGCUACAUCAGCCGUUGUCACUGGCUCACGGUUGCUUGUUUUCUAUAGUGUCAGAGCUUGCGGAUUCCGAUGGACGGCUGAAAGAAUUAUUGCUUGCGAUUUGAACUCAAAGAACUGCGAAAAACUAAAUAUCAAUUCCGAUCCGAGGCCACCGUGGGUUAGUGGUGCUCGCAGUCAUGCUCUAUUGCCUUCUGGUUCCUGGAUUCAUGCCGCAGGAGGUAUUCGAAAGGGAUUGACUCGUAGUGAGUAUGAUGGCAGCGUUUGGGAGUUGAACAACCUGAGUUCAUCCCCUACAUGGAAGAAACUUGGAGUGGAAAUUCCCAGCAAUGCGGAACAGAUUGUAAUCGAUCCGGCACAUGGGACCAUUUAUAUCAUUGGGAAAACUCAAGUCGGCAAAGUGAAAUUCGCAUAAUCGUGUCUUUAGUCCACGUAUUCUCUGAAAGCACAUCCCGACUAUGUCAUUUGGAGUGAUUAUGAAUUAUGUGUGAUCAUGCGAUAUUCCAGCUCACUGGGUGAGAAUGGUUUGUAAGUCAAUAAAAUAAAUAUGCCGUAAAUCC
Messenger RNA from Cylicocyclus nassatus, 1168 nucleotides. Lineage: Eukaryota; Metazoa; Nematoda; Chromadorea; Rhabditida; Strongylidae. The record is from the annotation of a GenBank genome assembly.